Molecule: messenger RNA, 1070 nt
Organism: Homarus americanus (American lobster)
Lineage: Eukaryota; Metazoa; Arthropoda; Malacostraca; Decapoda; Nephropidae
Product: adhesive plaque matrix protein-like
Exons: 3
Coding region: 4-654 (216 amino acids)
Cellular component (GO): extracellular matrix
Source: RefSeq, a predicted model, not a curated record
AUCAUGUCUCUUAAGAUCGUCGUAGUGGUGUGUGUGGCCACGGUGGUUCUGGCUGAUCGUCCUAGGUACACCUCUCCUACGGACUACUCCCCGGCCUCCUCCUACCCCUCCCACCACCAGCAGGAAGACUACCCUGACGCUCCCCCAAAGUACACCUACAACUACGGCGUUGCCGACGACUACUCCGGCGCCAACUUCGGUCACUCAGAAGCCCGCGACGGCUACAAGACCGAGGGCAGCUACACGGUGGACCUCCCCGACGGCCGAACACAGACCGUCACCUACGUGGACAACGGCGACGGUCUGGAGGCCGUGGUGACCUACGAGGGUGAGGCCCAGUACCCUGAAUACAACCCUGCCCCAGCCUACCAGCCUUCCCCAGCCUACAAACCCGCCCCAGCCUAUAAACCUGCUCCAGCCUACCAACCCGCCCCGGCCUACCAACCCGCCCCAGCCUAUAAGCCUGCUCCAGCCUACCAACCAGCCCCAGUCUACCAACCUGCCCCAGCAGCCUGCCCCAGCCCCAGCCUGACCAGCCCUGCCCCAGCCUACCAGCCUGCCCCAGCCUACCAGCCUGCUCCAGCCUACCAACCUGCCCCAGCCUACCAACCCGCUCCUAGAUAUCCUGCCCCUCACCCCCCGACCUACGCCUAACUCGAAGCUCUACCACUUCAUCUCAUUAAAACAACACGAGUAAAGAGACCCUCCCCGAUUUACUGUAUUCCCUCGAGAGCCCCUCCGACUAACCACGCCUCUGCUUCGUCUAACUCGCGCAACAAAAUUUCAAGAGUAAUAGUAUGUUUGUCGAUAAUUUCCUUCCUGUUGAGUUGUCAAAAUUCUCGUAUUCAUUGUUUUAAAUCAUUUCAGUACUCAUAUCCCUGUAUAUAGUGAGAGUAUCCUCUGUAAUAUUUUGGAAGGUUCGUGUUAGAAUAAUCACUGUUAGGUUGGAGAAAAAUAAACCAGGAACAGCAAGACAGAGACCAAUAUCGACUUGAUGUUAAUAAUUUACUCGUAGAUUCCAAAUAAUAUGUAGAAAUUUACGAUGUUGAUAAUAAAAAACCGAUAAGCCA